Messenger RNA from Melopsittacus undulatus (budgerigar), 739 nucleotides. RefSeq names its product FKBP prolyl isomerase 11 (gene FKBP11). Lineage: Eukaryota; Metazoa; Chordata; Aves; Psittaciformes; Psittaculidae. The coding region runs from base 22 to 612 and encodes 196 amino acids. The record is from RefSeq and is a predicted model, not a curated record. Gene Ontology annotation, biological process: protein peptidyl-prolyl isomerization. Gene Ontology annotation, molecular function: peptidyl-prolyl cis-trans isomerase activity. The transcript is spliced from 6 exons. Gene Ontology annotation, cellular component: endoplasmic reticulum.
GCCGCCGCCGCCAGCCCGGCCAUGCCGCCCCCCGCCGCGCUGCUGCUGCUGCUGCUGCUGCUGCCGCUGCCCGUCCACGCCGCCGAGAGCGAAACCGAAACCGGUGCCCGGGACCUGCGGCUGGAGACGCUCGUGCCCCCCCCCGAGGGCUGCACGGAGCUGUCGGCGCCGGGGGACACGGUGCACAUCCACUACACGGGCAGCCUGGAGGACGAUGGCCGCAUCAUUGACACCUCAUUGAGCCGGGACCCGCUCCAGGUGGAGCUGGGCAAGCGCCAGGUCAUCCCCGGCCUGGAGCAGAGUCUGCUGGACAUGUGUGUGGGGGAGAAGAGGAGAGUCAUCAUUCCCCCUCACCUGGCCUACGGCAAGCGGGGGUCCCCCCCGUCCAUCCCAGGGGACGCGGUGCUGCGGUUCGAGGUGGAGCUGGUGGCUCUGUCCCGUGCCAGUUACUGGCAGAAGGUGCUGAACAAGGUGGUGCCACUGCUGUGCUUGGGGCUGGUGCCGGCACUGCUGGGGCUCAUCGGCUGCCACCUCUACCACAAGGCCAGCAGCGCCAGGGUGUCCAAGAAGAAGAUGAAGGAGGAGAAGAAAAACAAAGCCAAAAGGAAAUAAAGCCUUUCCCUGGGCAUCUGUGGCUGCUCCGUGACUACGUGCGGCUCUGAGGCACAGAGACACCUUGAACACAAGCAGGAGGUGACAGACCCACACCAAAGCUCAGCUUGUCCCAGAAAUAAGACCC